UUACAUAGUGUUGAUAUUUUAACAGCACCAAUUUACUAUACUAUAUCAAAGGUAGAAAAAUCUUCAGAUUCUAUUUCAGAUAUUCCAAUAUUAGCAAAGCUUACUUCUUUUCUUACAAAAAAAGGGCAUAAAACUAGAGCUGCUGGAAUAACUUUUAAAGUACUUCAUAUUCUAGAAAAUUUACAAUCUCAAGAUACUUUACGUGUUCAUCCUAUUGAAAUUAUUCAAACUGCUCUUCAAAAUGCGAAACCAGUAUUUGAACUUCGUAAAGCACGAAUUGGAGGAAAUACACAGUUUGUUCCAGCAAGUUUAUCUUUAAAUAAACAAGAAAAUAGAGCGAUAAGAACGAUUAUUUCUAAUGCGAAUGUAAAACAUAAAAAAGGAAUAAAAGCAAAAAAUCCUAUGAUGUAUACAUUUGCAUAUUCACUUGCAGUAGAAUUUUUUGAUGCAUACAAAAAUCAAGGAAAAGCUUGUCAAGAAAAAAAUCUACUUCAUAAGCAAGCAGAGAAUAACCGUCAAUAUAUACAUAAACGAUGGUGGAAAUAA
Messenger RNA from Micromonas commoda, 546 nucleotides. The record is from the annotation of a RefSeq genome assembly. Lineage: Eukaryota; Viridiplantae; Chlorophyta; Mamiellophyceae; Mamiellales; Mamiellaceae.